Messenger RNA from Drosophila willistoni, 619 nucleotides. RefSeq names its product UPF0545 protein C22orf39 homolog. The record is from RefSeq and is a predicted model, not a curated record. The coding region runs from base 72 to 533 and encodes 153 amino acids. The transcript is spliced from 2 exons. NCBI's taxonomy places the organism in Eukaryota, Metazoa, Arthropoda, Insecta, Diptera, Drosophilidae.
GGCAACUUACAUAUAUUGUGUUAGUCUGGUAAGCCCAUGUGGGUCACUCGAAAUUUUAUGUAAUUUAAACAAUGACACAAACCGAUCACUCACCAAGCAGUAAUUCUAAAAUUGGUCUUGCGGACACCUGGGCAAUUCGAACGUGUCACUUGUACAAAGAUGAGUAUGACGAUUGUGUCAGUUUCAAAGCUCGUUUCCAUCAAUAUUUCAUUUUUGGACGGGACUCAGAUUGCUCCCAAUGGUUAAAAGACUACAGAAAUUGUGAACGCUACCAGCAAUCUAAUGGCAACGAUUUAGAUGCUGGCCAAGCUGUUAUUCAAAGUGAAGAGCAUCGAAGACUUGCUCGACUAAACGCACAUUAUGCAAACGACACUUGGGAGAAAAGGAAACAACCACCACAGGAUUGGGCAAAUCCUCUGCCGGCGUGGCUAGAAAAGCGAAAUGAAAAUACUUAUUUGGAAAUGAAGCAAAAGGAGCUGUCAGGACUGGCAUUGACGAAGGAAGAGGAGCAAAGUUUUUGUGCUAUUAUGUGAAAUUAAACUGCAAUUUGAAAUUUAAUAUAACAUUGUUUAGUUAUUAUUAAAAGAACGGAAUAUAUUUCAAACGUUAAAAAACUAAA